UAUAUAUAUAAUUAGCUAGUCUCUUCACCUAACUCAAUGGCAUCAAGACAUGAAUCACAACUCUCUUCUUCAUCUUUCUCCCUCCCCAAAACCAGAUGGUGGUCGAAAGAGACAGUGGCAAUAGUGACAGGUGCAAACAAGGGCAUAGGUUUUGCCUUUGUAAAAAGAAUGGCAGAGUUGGGAUUGACAGUCAUAUUAACUGCUAGAGAUAAUGCAAGAGGAAUGGAGGCAGCUGAGUCUCUAAAGAAAUUAGGGCUGCAUCUCUAUUAUCACCAGCUUGAUGUUUCAGAUAUUUCAUCCAUUAAAGAAUUUACUUCAUGGUUCACCAACAAUUUCACUGCCUUAGAUAUAUUGGUAAAUAAUGCAGCUGUAUCAUUCAACGAUAUCCACGAGAACUCGGUGGAGCAUGCUGAGGCAGUAAUAUGCACAAAUUUUUAUGGUCCCAAACGACUCAUAGAGGAACUCUGGCCCACGUUUCGUUGCUCUUCCACGGUCACUCGAAUUCUUAAUAUUAGCUCCAGACUUGGCCUUCUUAGUAAGCUGAGAAAUGAAGAGUUAAAAAAUAUGUUAUUGGAUGACGAAAACCUAUCAGAAAAACAAAUCGAAGGAUUAGUGAAGUUAUUUGUAGAAAAUGUGAAAAAUGGGACAUGGAAAAGCAAAGGUUGGCCAAAAUUAUGGACUGACUAUGCUGUAUCAAAACUUGCAUUGAAUGCAUAUUCUAAAGUCUUGGCUAGAAAUUAUAAUGGAAAGGGUAUAAGUGUGAAUUGUUAUUGUCCUGGAUUCACACAGACUUCUAUGACUGGUGGCAAGGGGAAGUACACGGCACAAGACGCAGCUGAGAUAGGAGUAAGACUGGCUUUGCUACCUCCACAACAUCUUCCAACAGGGAAAUUUUAUCUAGGGUCAAAUCCUCCAAAUAUUUACUCCAAGAUUUAAGACCAUUAUUAUUUUGUUUAACAUAACAAAUGAUAUAUUGUUCUGUAUCGUUUUUCAAGAGUAAAUUAGAUAAGUGAUUGCACAAAUAUUAAUUAUAAGCUUGAGUUG
Solanum dulcamara is the source of this 1044-nucleotide messenger RNA. RefSeq names its product (+)-neomenthol dehydrogenase. Bases 37 to 936 code for a protein of 299 amino acids. Gene Ontology annotation, cellular component: membrane. The transcript has 4 exons. NCBI's taxonomy places the organism in Eukaryota, Viridiplantae, Streptophyta, Magnoliopsida, Solanales, Solanaceae. The record is from RefSeq and is a predicted model, not a curated record.